Chenopodium quinoa (quinoa) is the source of this 3214-nucleotide messenger RNA. Its product is annotated as serine/threonine-protein kinase Nek2-like. Gene Ontology annotation, biological process: protein phosphorylation. The transcript has 15 exons. Lineage: Eukaryota; Viridiplantae; Streptophyta; Magnoliopsida; Caryophyllales; Amaranthaceae. Gene Ontology annotation, molecular function: protein kinase activity; ATP binding. Bases 877 to 2700 code for a protein of 607 amino acids. The record is from RefSeq and is a predicted model, not a curated record.
UUUCUAAAGUUUUGGUUUUUUUUGGUUUUAUUGCUAAAAUUGUAUGCAAUGCAGUUUAGUUUUCCUGGUUAAUUUCUGGGUUUAUGAAGUUUUGGGGUUUAAGUGGAUUUUUUAACUUUUUUUUUUUUUUGGGGUUUUGGGGUCUGGGUUUUGUUUCUUGUGUUAAAAUGUUUAAUGGGUACUUUAUUAAUUUUGGCUUUGAGUAUAUUUCUGGUAAUAGAAACCCAAAAUUUGAGGGAAAAUUGUAUUUAUUACUUUCUUUUAAUUGAAGAAGAUGGGUUUAAGUUGCUUAGUAAGAUGGAAAAGGGUGAUUUUAUAUUUUUAUUUUUAUGUGGGUGAAUAACUCAAUAAUGCUUGUUUAGCAUGUGUUGUAGAAACCCAAUUGUUGAAAGCACAUUUUAUUGAUUUUAGUGAGUUUUUUUGUUAGCUAAUUUUGUGCUAGGGUUUUAGCCAAUGUUAUGAUUUAUGACUAAUUGAAACUUUGUAUUAUGCAUUAAUGUGGUAUAUUAAGAGGAUUAGUCACUUUCAUAUCCUGUUUUAGUUUGAACUUUAGCACUUCUGGGAGGCUUAUUAAAGAGCCUGAAAUUAAGAAAUUGUUUCUCUUUUACUUCACUUUGUUGGUAUGAAAGAUUUCACUUAGCUUUCUACAGUACCUGCUAAAAACUCUUGUGACAAGGGAUGCUAUAAUUUUUAUUUAUUUAUAUCCAUGCAACUGCUUGUCAAACAAGUUCGAGGCUGACUGUUGGUGUUAAGAAUUCUAGUAAUUAAGUUUGGGAGUGUUCUGGCCUCUUUGUUACCAGUAAUGUUUAGUAAUAUGUGUCAUGAUUAGAAUUUGUUCCUGAAGUUGUCUGAACUUAAGAGUUACCGGUGGUAGAAAUGGAUCAGUAUGAGGUACUAGAACAAAUCGGCAAGGGUGCCUUUGGUUCAGCCCUUCUUGUGCGACACAAACUCGAGAAAAAGAAGUAUGUCCUGAAGAAGAUCCGACUUGCUCGUCAGACUGACAGAACUCGCAGGUCUGCCCAUCAAGAGAUGGAGCUGAUUUCUAAAAUAAGGAAUCCAUUCAUCGUGGAGUAUAAAGAUUCAUGGGUGGAGAGGGGUUGCUAUGUCUGCAUUAUUAUUGGUUAUUGUGAAGGAGGUGACAUGGCAGGUGCCCUUAAGAAAGCUAACUGCACUCAUUUCUCUGAAGAGAAACUUUGCAAGUGGCUGGUUCAGCUUCUAAUGGCGCUUGAUUACUUGCAUAUGCACCAUAUUCUGCAUCGAGAUGUUAAGUUGUCAAAUAUAUUUUUGACGAAAGAGCAAGACAUUCGUCUUGGUGAUUUUGGUCUAGCUAAACUGUUAACUUCAGAUGAUCUUGCUUCGUCUGUGGUUGGAACUCCUAGCUAUAUGUGUCCUGAGCUUCUCGCUGAUAUACCUUAUGGCUCAAAGUCUGACAUCUGGUCAUUAGGCUGCUGUAUCUAUGAAAUGGCUGCUUUGAGACCCGCAUUUAAGGCCUUUGACAUGCAAGCACUGAUUAACAAAAUAAAUAGGUCGAUUGUUUCCCCGCUUCCGACUAUGUAUUCUGGUCGAUUUAGGGGUCUUGUUAAGACGAUGCUGAGGAAAAACCCUGAACUUCGGCCCAGUGCUACUGAACUGCUCAGGCAUCCUCAUCUUCAGCCAUACGUUUUCAAAAUAAAUCUAAAGUUUGGGAGCCUCAGAAGAAACACCUUACCAACAUCCUAUUAUGACAAUCCAAGGAAAACCAGAUUUCUCGAAGCGGAAGAGAUUCCAAAGCGUGUUGACAGACAGAACAGAAGAUUGUCAUACAGUAAUGACCGAACCCAGAAUCCCAGCAUUUCUGGAGCUGAACCAGACUCCCCGUAUUCUAUCAGACAGCAACAGGAAUUUUCUACUUAUAUGAAUCGAAAGCUGGAGGAAAUGUCCAUUGGUAGCUCACACAAGGAGAUAGGUGUUGAUAAGCCAAUAGUUGGCAAAGCGUCUACUGUGGCAAAAACCCCUAGGUUCUCAACGCCUUCAAAAGGUUCUUCUGCCUUCAGGAGGUUGUCAACACCCUCUAAGAUGUCCACAAAUGCAUCCAGUCGUUCAUCUCUUCCCAUGUCGCAUACUCCGACGACCAAUUAUUCGAGAUCAACACGUAGAGUUUCCCCGCCGCUUUCAGUCUCAAGCAACAAGGCAGCAGACUAUGAGACUCAAUAUAAAUCCAAGACAGGAUUUCUUCACGGUGUUGAGUCUCCUGAUGUAUCUGUCAAUGCCCCACGUAUUGACAAGAUGGCCGAGUUCCCAUUAGCAUCUUCUGAGAGCCCACUUUACCCUGUAAAUAGAACCUCAUCAACUUCUGCUCAGUGCUCUUCCACCUCCCCAAAGGCCGCUGAUCGCUCAAUGAUGAAGGACAAGUGUACAGUCCAGAUCAUAGACAGAGCCUUGGACAAGCCAAGUAUGGCCAAUGAAAUUUCAGAGCAUAAUCAAGUCAGUGGUUUAUCCAGCAAAUCAUCAUCAGACUCUAGGCAACGGCGGUUUGAUACCACCUCAUAUCAACAACGUGCUGAAGCAUUAGAAGGUUUGCUUGAGUUUAGUGCCCGACUAUUACAGCAGGGAAGACAUGAUGAGCUUAGUGUACUCCUGAAGCCGUUCGGUCCUGAAAAAGUAUCUCCAAGAGAAACUGCUAUAUGGUUAGCUAAAAGCAUCAAAGAGACUGGAACCUAGCUAUGGUACUAACUUUCUUCCACAACUAGUCCCUUGUAUAUUGGCUAGCAAUGUUAGUUUAAAAUUGUGUGAACUAGUGAAUCUAGGCCCUAGGAUCAAAAUCCUUGGAUGGGAUUUUUGAUUUGUUAAGGAGGCUUGAAGCUGUAGUUUAGAGUUGCAGCCGUUUCUAAUUUUGUUAAUCCCCGAGAUAACCAUUGCAGGUGCUACAUGCACUUGUAUAAUGUAGUAAUGUGAUUCUAACAAGUUAGUUCUUUUAAGGAUAUGGGUUCUAAGAUGUGAAUUUUCCGGAGAGUAAUGCCGUAAUGGUAUGUUAGUAUCAGUUUUUUCUUCCUCGUCUCCUUGAGAAAGAGAUGCUUCUAGAAUGGAAAGAGGUUUCUGGAAGAGUGGAAUGUAGAUUAUGCGAGUUUUACAUGUCUCUCAAUCUCAAAUGUAAUACAAUUGUUUGGAUUUUGCAUGUAAAUUUUUUGCAUAAACUUGAUACUAAAGCACAAGAUAGGGCACCGUUUCUUCUAAA